Molecule: messenger RNA, 5029 nt
Organism: Trichoplusia ni (cabbage looper)
Lineage: Eukaryota; Metazoa; Arthropoda; Insecta; Lepidoptera; Noctuidae
Product: putative nuclease HARBI1
Exons: 6
Coding region: 3714-4766 (350 amino acids)
Source: RefSeq, a predicted model, not a curated record
AUAUAUAAAGCUGAGGAGUUUGUUUUUUGAACGCUCUAAUCUCCGGAACUAUUGUUUCAAAUUGAAAAAAUCUUCCUGUGUUGAAUAUGAAUAGCCCAUUCAUCGAGGAAGGUUUUAGGCUAAAUACUAUUACACUGCGACUAAUAAGAGCGAAGAUACAAUAUAAUAAUAUAUUUCACGAGGAAAUACUAAAUAUUCAAUGACAUUAGAGAAAUAGUUUUAUUUAGCAUGUACUUCAAGCUGGACACCAUUAUCGAGCUGAGAACUGGCGGUGAACAAUUGCUAUUCUAGGACAUUAGGACAUUACAAAGUGACUCACCAAAAUCCUAAUUAGUUCCAUUUGUUGCUUAUCAUACGAUCGAUAAAGAGAACUAUUUAAAAAAAAAUGUUGCUGUGUAUUAAACGAUCGAAGAACCUCGAAAUAUAUGAUUUUUACAAUUUUAGGAGUAGAUUAAUCCAAUACCUAAUUGCUCUUUACUAAUUAAGCAAUUGCUUUCCUACUUGCGUAAAAUAAAAACCUUAUCUUGAAUAAGAUCAAAAUGAAAAAAAUAAACACAGAACUAAAAAAGCGCCUAUUUAAAAUCAGUCAUAUUGAAUACAAUUUGAACGGAUCGUCAAUGAGCCUCUAACGCUGUUCUAACGUCGACGGCAGCUGUGCACCCGUCGGGGCCUGGGGAGACAACCCCUCAUGUCCAAAAUACACAUUACAACAUUCUCUCGACGUUCCCAUUGUGUCGGGACUGCACCAGCUGCCUGAGCAGCGAGCCACCGAGCACUAAUUUGACCUCCAACAUACGAUAAUCACUACAUAAGUUAUAUAUAUUUAUGUCGGGUUUCAUGGUCAUCUUUACAACUAACACACAUAGAAAACGCCGAAAUAGCAUCAACACAGAUUGUAAUGAUUACUACUUGUUUAUUCUACUUAUUCUUAACUAUACAAAUAUCAUAGAAAACCCACUAUUGGAGAAUGUAUUAUAUCCGAAACGUUAAACACAACUUUUUCUACAGCCUAAAAUUCUAAAAUGUACCUCAGGCUUAAAAAAAUCUUAUAAGACAAAUAAUAAUACCACGGGAUCGUUACGAACGUUAGAUGGCAUCCGCUCGCAGUGGGAACCCCUCCGAAAUAUGAAUUAAUUGACGAUCAGGUUUUUGGCAGUAUAAUACUUUUUGUCCGGUAUUGUGUGUACCGUGAAGGGUUAAAUACUAUAUUGCUUUCGUGACUGUUUGAAAUAUGUUUUAACGAAACGUAACUUGAAUACGAAACUAGCUUUGCCAUAAGGUGUUGCCCGCAGAUUAAAAAAUAGUAUUGGUUCCUGCCACUUUUGAUCAUAAUUGAUUAAGCCUUUUGAACAUGGAGAGGUAACAAGCACACAUAGUUACAUAGCGUACACACAAUACAUUAUUAUAAAUAAACGUAUAACAUACAUCCUUUAAACCGUUAUUACAACAUAAACGCAACUCCUUCAGUUUCCUAGACCACAACUAAGAACGAUAACAAGGGAAAUUAAAUAAAUAGGUUAAGGGACGAUUGCAAGAACGUUCUUAUUGGCUACCUCUUAGUUGACUGACUCAUCAUUGGCCUAGCCUUUUCCCAACGUCAGUCAAGCUAGUCAAGUAAGUCAAGCUUAGUUGACUGACUAGUUGUCUCAAUAUGGGAAAUGUCAUCUGGGUUUAAAAAUAUAAAUCGUGUGAAGUCCAUUCGACAGUCAAUUUUAUUUAAAGUUUAGUUAAAUACCUAUAUUACAAUAAUUUAUUAAAAAAAUAAGGAAACAUCUAGUACCGAUGGGUGAUGGACCAAAAUAAACUCAACAUCGCCAUUUUGCGUAACACGGGUGUAAGUACUGUUUCAAAUUAGUUUUAAGUCUUAAUUAUAAAAAUAUGACCGACUAUUUUGAGAAUUAGUACUUAAUUUGCUCUAAUAGGAACGUCCAUCAGUCAAACUGCAUUGGGUGCUGUGCAAUGUUGUUUAUAGAAUAAGCGAUUUGUACAAUUAUAAAAUGCGGUUUUAUAAGUACAUCUCUCUCAAAGUCAGUGCACUGUAUUUAGGCUAAGCUUAUGCCGAGACGUAGGACUGGGGUAUAAAGGUUCAGACUUUUGAGGCAAGGAGAUAACGCAGUUCCCAUUUUAUACGUCACAAAAUUAAUCUGCCGCAUUAAAAUGACAAAACAAAUCAUUUUUGAAGAUAUCACAAUUUUAUGGUAGAAACCCUUAUUAAAUCUUUCAAGGAUAAAAACGAAAAAUAUAUAAAACUUGGUGCAAAUGUCCAUCAAUAAUGCAACCUUGUUAAGUCCACUUAAAAUAAUUAACUUAGUUACUUAAGUUAUAAGAUGAAAACAAAAUAUGUUUAUACUUUCUAAGAUCUUUUUGUGCCUUUCGACGUAUUUGGGGAGUAAGAUUCUCCUCAAAUACUAGAAACGGAAGACGCCAAACGUUAUGAAUUAAGUACUAUGCGCAGAAUAAUGAAAAAUCAGCUACGAAAACAAUAAUUUCAAUGAUAAUAACUUAGUUUUCGAUUUGGAAAUCGCUGUGUUCUAAGAUAUUAUAUCAUAUCAAUUAAAAAAACAGGGUAUCACAAAGUUUAGAUUUAGUUCUAAAAUUAUUCCUGGCCAUAACUUAAAACAAGAUGUCGCAGCAGUAAGUUCUUAAAAUCAAACACUUCUAAGGUGUAUUAUUUCGCAACAGCGCUAAUUGGAACUGAUAUCUAACCACCGGCAAAUAAGACGCGCAGGCUGCGGUUGCCGGAAGGUAAGAGACGAUCUAGUCUGUUCGCCGGCUGAGCUUUGUCUUUGACUUGGGAUUCAGGAAGUUUUCGACCUCGUAUUGGAGAUUCCGAUUGCUAAUGCGAUUCUGCUAAGCGUAAUUAAUCAAGAAUCUUACUUCAAAAACUAGCCCAUGUUGGUUAUUGGGAUAAACUAGAGCUGAAUUGAAUUGUUUAUGGUCAUUUACUUUGACAGAUAAUUCGGAUGUUAUUCGUCCUCAAAAUUUUUGCCUUUCCAAAACUAAUGAAGGGAAGAGAAGAAGGUGGCUAAAUAGCUGCGAUCUUUUUAAUAUAACUCGCUUUGAGUAAAGAGAAAGCGUUGAUUUUUGUAACGAAUAACUAUUCGUUACAUAAACUCCAGAAGAGAAAAACAAGAGUUUAAUGUACUUGUGGGUGAAGUCCUUACCUCAAUAGAAUAAAAGGACAAAGUAGUUUUCUGUUAACUGAGACUGCUGGUGUCAUCGAGGGAGAUAUACCAUUCACGAUCUAGCUAGUAACAAAGCACACCAUUUUAUAAACACUAAUAAAAAAUAGUCCAAAAAUGAACUUUCAGCGUUACUUUGACAACAGCGAUCAACUUUGCAUACUCGGUUUCAUCAAUGGUAGAGGACACUCGAAUAUGACUGACCACUAAUGCCCGGUUCCUAUAAGUCAAAAACGAAUCGUUUCUGUUACGAAUAGUUAAAAUUUCAACCAGGCGUAACACGAAACCAUUCCUAUAAAACACUACUCGUUACCCAAAUAACCGACAUCUGGUUACUAACGGAUGAGAGGGCGUUAGUAAGCACAAAGUAUGGAAAUGUGUUGGAAUGUGUUCCUAUAAAUAUUUUCUACCGUCACUGAACUGUCAAAACAACGUCUCGUUACCGUUUUGUUUACUGGUCAAAUUCGGUCAGUUAACAAUCGUGAACAUUUUCUUUUGGUUGAAAUUGUGUUUAUCGUGAUUUCUGUAAUAAUGUCGAGCUCUGAAAGUGAUAGAGAAAUCAUGGCUUUGUUAUCAGACGAAGAUACGGAUCAAGAAGUGGGAUUAAGAAUUUAUAAACAAAGGAUUGAUUAUUUUUCCGUGCUUGAUAACCAAGAAUUUCAGCUGAGAUUUCGGCUCGACAAACCCGCUGUGGAACAAUUACUCAGUGAAAUUUAUCCUAAUUUAAGAGUGAAAGGAAGACGAAACCAUGGAAUACCACCAAUACAUCAGUUGCUGCUUACUUUACGUUAUUAUGCACUAGGAACAAUGUUAUUAUCAGUAGCUGAUUUUAUAGGUGUGUCGAAAACAUCAGCUUGUCGUAUCGUAUUUGAUGUUAGCUGUGCUAUAGCACGGCUAUAUAACACAUAUAUUCGCAUGCUCCCAAACACUGAGCAGGAUUUUUAUAAUAUAUCACGCUUUCCACGUGUUCUUGGAGCUCUUGAUGGUACACAUAUUAGAAUUCAAUCACCAUGUUCUCAAAUUGGAGAAGAAUUCAGAAAUAGAAAAGGCUACUUUAGCAUUAAUGUGCAAGCUGUAUGUGAUGCUAAUUUAUUGUUUAUGAAUGUUGUGGCACGUUGGCCUGGUUCAGCACAUGAUGCAACAAUAUUUAAUAAUUCUGAACUGCGAGCUCAAUGUGAAAGUGGCUUAUUUGGCAAUAAAUGGUUACUUGGAGAUAGUGCAUAUCCACUAAAAUCAUACCUUUUAACACCUUUGUUAAAUCCCCAAACACAGAGUCAACAACUUUAUAAUGAAGCCCAUAUUCGUACUAGGAACUGUAUUGAAAGAUGUUUUGGAGUUUGGAAACGAAGAUUUCCUAUUGUAGCCUUGACAAUGCGCCUAAGCCUCUCAAGAGCCAAUGCAGUGAUCAUAGCAACAGCAGUACUCCACAAUAUUUGCCGGUUGAGAAGCCUCAGUGACAUACCACCAGAAGUGGAAAUUCUAGAUGCAGAUGUACCUUCACCAAGUUAUAAUGAAAGUUCGAAUCAGACUGGUACUACAGAAAGAGAUAAUCUAAUCACACAAUAUUUUAACAACUUGAUAUGAGAUGCCACAGGCCUGCACACAAUAGAGAGAGUAUGAACCAGGAAAUAUGUAACAAAUGAAGAAGUUUUGAUUAUUGGUCUAAUAUCUUAUUACAAUUAUUGUUUGAAUUUAUUUUUUUACUUUAUUCUUGUAUGAAAAUAAGUAAAUAUGACUAGGUAUUUAAAUUAGAUAUUAUUAUGACAUGUUUGUAUUGUCCCAUAGUGAAUAGAGAUAGUGUUAGGGUGUAAGAGGUUGUAUGUAUUCAUAAUACAAUAAAUAGAUAA